This is a messenger RNA of Melospiza georgiana, 5590 nucleotides long. It is a transcript of the gene RAB3C, whose product is annotated as RAB3C, member RAS oncogene family. Gene Ontology annotation, cellular component: synaptic vesicle; plasma membrane; endosome. The record is from RefSeq and is a predicted model, not a curated record. Lineage: Eukaryota; Metazoa; Chordata; Aves; Passeriformes; Passerellidae. Gene Ontology annotation, molecular function: GTP binding; GTPase activity. Gene Ontology annotation, biological process: protein secretion; regulation of exocytosis; protein localization to plasma membrane. The coding region runs from base 60 to 743 and encodes 227 amino acids. The transcript is spliced from 5 exons.
GCGGCUGUUGGCGUGCGGCAGCGAGCGGCAGCGGGCGGGCGGCGGGGCCGCGCCCGGCGAUGAGGCACGAAGCGCCCAUGCAGAUGGCAUCCGUUCAAGAUUCCAGAUAUGGCCAGAAAGAUACAUCUGACCAGAACUUUGACUACAUGUUCAAACUGCUCAUUAUCGGCAACAGCAGUGUUGGAAAAACCUCCUUUUUGUUCCGAUACGCUGAUGAUUCCUUUACAUCUGCAUUUGUAAGCACGGUUGGGAUCGAUUUCAAAGUAAAAACCGUUUUCAAAAAUGAAAAAAGAAUUAAGCUACAGAUUUGGGACACAGCAGGCCAGGAGAGGUACAGAACAAUUACCACAGCUUACUACCGGGGUGCAAUGGGCUUCAUUUUAAUGUAUGACAUCACAAAUGAAGACUCUUUCAAUGCUGUGCAGGAUUGGUCAACUCAAAUCAAAACGUACUCUUGGGAUAAUGCCCAGGUUAUUUUGGUUGGCAACAAAUGUGACAUGGAGGAUGAACGGGUAGUCUUCACUGAGAGGGGAAAACAUUUAGCAGAGCAACUUGGAUUUGAAUUUUUUGAAACAAGUGCCAAGGAAAACAUUAAUGUCAAGCAGACGUUUGAGCGACUUGUGGAUAUCAUCUGUGACAAAAUGUCAGAAAGUCUGGAGACGAAUCCCACCAUUGCUGCCAGCAACCAGAACACACAGCUAAAGGACACCCCUCCUCCACAGCAGCCCAACUGCAGCUGCUAAUGCAGCUAUCAGCAAAGGCAGCUCCAGUGUGUUCUAUUGCCAACAGAGUAUUUAUGAAUGGUCUAUAUGCCUUUAUUUAUACUGUCUUAUUAAUUUAUUUGGAGAACAGUCUUGUUUUACAUCAGCUGUUCUAAUAUGCAUAUGGGGAUGGAGCAGUUUUUAGCCUAAAAGGAUGAUCCAUAUUUUAGAACCUGGCUUUUGCAUGCAGAGUGUAUAUUAAUUUCUCUUCUCUUUUUACUGUUUUGUGUCACACUUCAGCUGGUGCCAUGUCCUCAGACCAUGUUUGCCUAUAAUUGUCUCUCACUUCACUGGUUUCAAGUUAUAUAGUUGAAUUUUUAGGGUAGUGGUCAGGGUGUUUUGACUUAGCUUCCUGAUGCCACUUGUGUAUUUUCCUGACUGAAAAUGAAUUUAGAAGUAUUCCUGUAGUGAGCAAAUCCCUCAUUCUGCCAGAUCACUUGUACAAGGGACACUUCCUGAGCGCAUUGCCUUGUAAAAUCCACACUCACUAUGUUACACAUCCUGGCUGACUGAAAACUGCAGAAAUCAGAAGAAAGUUAGGUCCUGGGCCCAAAGCCAUCAAAAUUCUCAACUGUUCAUCAACAAUUUCCAACUGGAUGUGGAUAUUCAGUCCAGAGUCUCAGAGAUAUUAUGUACUUCGUCCUGUUUGGACAGCUAGUGUAUUUGCUUUUACAUAGGAGCUGCAUGUCUAGCUAAUAAUUUUCUGAAAUUAGAAUUAAUUUCUCAUUCCAUUAUUUUGGAGAUCCCAGCCUUACCUACCCCUGUCGUAGAAGGCUAUUUUGCUCUUUCCAUGUCUGCCUGCAUAAGACAUUAACCACACAGUCCUAUAUUAUGUCAGACAGAGCCAAAUCCAUUGUGUUUGGUUGUUCAUAGCCAAAAGCUGCCUUGUCACAUUUCUGUCAAACCUGCAUGCUUCAGUUUUCAGAAAUUUCAUCUCCCAUUCAGUCACUGAGAUAGCUACCACCACAGUGGCUAUAAAUGUCUGUAUUUUACUCACACCUAUUGCAGAAAUGCUGAUGGUGUCAGUGAACUGAAGUUUGACCUGAUUUUUUCUCCAUUUAUUUUGGCAAGAGAAUUAGGAUUUUUAAAACUUUAGGAAUGAUAAAAAAUUGUCAACAUUUCUAAUCUUAGACUGAAUACAUUGAAAAGAUCAGCAAAAAACUGUAAAGAUAGUAGAAUAAAGUACACAAACUCUUUUAUGGUCAAGUGUUAAAAUAGUUAUAUUUUACAGUUUUUACUCCUCUAGUAAUUGGUGGAAGUUUCUUACAUCUGUGUCCUGAAGUACUUUGCAAAACUACUUUACUUGCAUCAUAGUGACCUUUUGUAACUAAGCAGCAUAACUGAAGAAGCCCUGAUUAUUUAAUUUUUCCAAUUAGACAGAAUUUAAUAUAGGGCUGACAUUUUUUAAAUUGUCAGCAAUGGGAAAAAUCUGAAAAAUAAAAUAAAAGGAAGUAGCAUAUAGUACAUUGAAUGACUCACAACUGCAAAGAAAUCUUUCUUUACAGUUUAUGUUUUUUGAAGGUAACUUAUGUAACUCCUGAUACAUAACACACUAAGAUAGAUAGACACUAAGAGAAGAUGGCCACUUUAAAAAAAUUUAUUAAAUAAUUUAAAUGCACUUUGACACAAUAAAAGUUACUUCCAAACAAGGCAUAUAGACAUAUGUAAAAAGGAUAUGCCAGGAGGGUUCUACCUGGGCUGCCUAACUUAAAUUUAUCAAUGCUGUCUUCAGUCUGGGUUUUUAAACCAUGUCUGUCCUGUUAACUAGUUUAUUUAAGCAGUUUUCCCCCUAGUAGACAUGAAGACUGAUUUACCUCCAUGAAGAGAAAGCACCCUUCUUUUCAGAGUGGAGGACCAGCCAGGUGGAAGAGGUACAUGCUGUCCAAACAAUGAUCCUUUCUCUCUCUAGGGCGCUUUUUUCCCCCUCCCCGAUUUAAGACAGCGUGUUGCUAAGUGUGCUGAGAGAGUUUCCCUCGUACAUUUUCACACCCUAGGUGCCAGCUGAUUGGAAAAAACACAAGCAGUACAAAGUCGAGCAAGCUUCAUUUGAGAUGGCUGCUGGGCAGUUUUCCAUGUGUUUCUUGCUAUGUUAGUGACUCCUGGCCAAGAAGAAGGAGCAGGAAAGCCUUGAGACAGAAUUCAGCUUCAGCUCUCAAGUUCUUUAGAUGAGGUUGUAUUAUUAGUCUGAACCAUCUCAGGCAAGGAGGAGAGAGACAUAAUCAGGAUUUUGGGUAUAUCCUGAAUCAUGCAGCUUGGCAAGAAGUGCAAGUAUUCUUCUAGCUUUGCUCUGAGAUGUUUGAUGUAAAAUUGUCAUUUCCUGUGCACAGUGCAAGCAGGAAAAAAGACUUCAAGGUGUCCCUUACUGCAGUCACAUUUUGCUUGUAUCCGUUGCAAUGAAUUUAGACCCUCCCUGCCUGGCUAUGACCAUUUAGAAUUGGUGGUAGAAAUACAUUAUUAGCAUAUAUCUUUUCAAAAUAAUUGAGAGAUAGAUUAAAAGUUGUGUACGUUAAUUGUUAAUUGCUUUUCAUUUUGCAUCAGGAGUCUGGGCAGAAGAGUAACAGCAAAAUCUAAGGAGAACCUCUGCUUCAAGUUUCUGAGGCAGCUAACCUGCUAGGCCACCACACAUAUUUGGCCUUCUGCAUGAGAUGGAGUGGCUGGGGAAGCAGCUGUCAGAGUAGUGUUGUUCCUGAGAGUGCUUAAAUAUGUUAAAAGGAAAAAGCUUAUCUGAAACACAGCAGCAGAGAAUGAGUCUGUACCUAAAACCUCUUCAAAACUUUGUGCUAACACUCAGACAUUGUCAUGGCAUUCAGGUUGAUUAAUUUUUAAAAUGUUCAAAUAAAAUACUUGGAGUUUUUCAAGAUGAGACUAAAACCCUGGGAAAACCACUCAGCCCUCUCAGCUGACACUGUUUUGAGUAGAAGUUUGGAAAGGAUGGCCUGUUGUGGUCCCAUCAAACCAAAUUUAUCCUAUCAUGGCUUUCUCUGAAAUUGAAAAUGUGUGGAAGUUCAAGCAGGCUUUUUCUUUCCAAACUGGGUUACCUGCUGUGGGAAAAAGUAGGCUUUGAUUUUCCAUCACAGGUUGGCUUUUGCAGUCAUAUGCUUCACAGCAAUAUUGAGUUUUCUGCUAUACAUUUGGUCACAUUUAGAUCAUGAGCAUCAUGAUCUCAGUGCCUCUCUCAACUACAACUUAUCUUUUGUAGAGAAACAGUAAAGACAGAAAAGCUUUUGAGAAGUAACUUACCAUGCCUUCCUCAAAUAUUCCAAGAAUUCUGAGGGGACUAGCAGUGUUAGAAUUUUCAUUCUAUGUAAAAUUAUUCCUUGGCCUCCUAUGGGAUAGAAUAUCCAACAGCAGCCUAUGUCAAUCUGGUUCAGUUCCUCUUGACUUACAGGAGAGAACUGCAAUUUUCUUAAAUCCAGGUAGGCUGAACGUUUUUUAGGAACCUGUUGCAACUUGAUCAAGGGCCUAAUUUUAAACUAUCAAUGCCUUGUUCUUCACAUAUAUCAAGUACCAGGCUACAAAGCACUAUAUUUUGUGAUGGAAGAGGGGAGAGCUCAGAUGGAAACUGGGAUAGCAAAAACAAAACUACUUUCAGCCUCAUCACAAGUGAAAAAGUGAAAAAGUUCUUGCACGCCUUGCAUUGAUUUGUUGUACUUUCAACAUAGAAAUAAAACUGAAUGUUACAGCAAAUCAUUGGUCCAGCCAUAGAUACCCCCUUCAGCAGAGAUUUAUCCGGUUGGUGAGAUGCAGCAGUUAAUACACAGAGUAUUUUUAAUCUGAGAGAUGAGAUGCCUUUGGGCAGAGAAUCCUGAGCUACAUAGUGCCAGCUGAAGCUGAACUAAUACUACACAAUCCUUUUUCUGAGUUAUGAUCUAGACUAAAGCUUACAGCAGCAGGCUAAUCCUGUGCAUGGGCCAUGCACCAGCCUUAUCAUGCUCUGACAAUGUGCUGCUUUCUGCACCUUCAAGCUAGUUGGUCAGAAAAUCCCUUGGGAGCACCCGGGAACAUGGGGAUUGUGUGGUUCCUGCGGUGCCUCGGGCAGCAACCUGCCCAACAGCCAGCCAGCCCUGCUGGGCUGAACAUUCAGAUGCAUGUUUUUGAUUCUUUUAGGAGUCCAUGCUCACAAGUUACAAGUGCAACUGACUUAAUACUGUGUCUGUUAUUUUUGGUGGUGGUGGUUAGUUUAUUUAGACUUGUUCGUUUGGUGUUUUAAAUAAAUAUGAACUAGCCUAAUUUUCUGCCAGAAAAUACUCUUUCUCUCUGAACAGCUGUGUAAGUGACUCUAAGCUGGAAUUGUUUAUUCCUUUGUGCUUAUACUUAAUGCAACACCUAGGGAAAUUACCUGAGCAACGACAUCUAUAUGGCCUUUUUCAGAGCACCAGUUUGAAAGAUUAAAUUUUCUCCCCAGUCUGCUCAGCUCAGCUUUACCACCUGCAUCUUUAUUUUGGAAAUGAAGUGUUAUUUCAGGAUGCACAAAAUUUGCUGGAGUUUGAUCCUAACUUUGAGAAUGCAUUAAAUUUGCGAUUUUUGGGAGGGAAAAAAAGUAGCAAAAAUUCUACAUUUGGUGGUUAUGCAUUUGUUUCUUUGGAGCAGACAAAUGAUGUUGGAAUUGCAUUCCAAGAGAAACCCCCUUACAAACUCCACCCCUCCCAAGCUACUAUUUUCUAUAUUUCUUUUUUAGAAAAGUAAGUUUUAUUUUUUACAUUUUUACAGUCAUCAACUAAAUUUCAGUUCUGAUAACAACCUGAUUCCUCCUUGGCCUGUUUCAUAUAGACUCACGAUGUAUAAGCCUAGUUCUUUAGCAUGACAGAUUUAGCAAUGUGGGACCAUGA